Arctia plantaginis is the source of this 5463-nucleotide messenger RNA. The record is from the annotation of a GenBank genome assembly. NCBI's taxonomy places the organism in Eukaryota, Metazoa, Arthropoda, Insecta, Lepidoptera, Erebidae.
AUGGCAGAAAUAAUAUUUCAACGUCGAAAGAUACCAACGGUGAUAUCAGACCUGAACCCGUUGAUAAUAUUGCUAUUACUGUCUCUACUGCAGUCAUGUUAUUUGCAAGUGAUCAAUAAACCACCUCACUUCGUACCGCAGAUAGGAGAUAUGUCGCAGUUCAUACUGCCUGAAGACACACCCGUUGGAACGCCAGUAUAUCAUUUGAAAGGCGUGGAUCCAGAAAACGGCCAACUAAGGUACUCAAUAUCGGGGCAAUACUUUUCAGUGGAUUCUCAAACUGGAGUUGUGACGCUAGCGAAAACAUUAGACAGAGAAGAGCAGGAUUCUUUGGAAGUUAUUUUGAGUAUUACGGAUGAAGGUAUUGCUGACACAGAACCUAAUACUGUAUCGUUACGGAGAGUCAUUCCCGUAAGAGAUGUCAACGAUAACCCACCAGUGUUUCACAACAGGCCAUAUAUUGUUAAUAUUAGUGAAGCGACACCAGUUGGAACUGAGAUUGAGCUCGAACCAAAGAUACUGGUGACAGAUCGAGACGAAGGAGAAAACGCCAGGAUAAAAGUGAUAUGUACUACGAAGGAAAAGGGCAGUGAUACUGAAGCGUGUGCAACCUUUAGGAUUGUAACUGAUAUGAUAUCGCCAAAUGAAUAUCAAGUACGACUGUUCCUUAAUCAAGAGUUAGAUUAUGAGAGCAGAUCAGCGUUCGUCAUUAGCCUCGAAGCCUAUGACACAUCGGCAAAGCCUUUAAAAGCUUUUGCAAGCGUUGCAGUUGCGAUUUGGGAUGUACAAGAUCAACCACCUUCAUUUACAAAUGCACCUUAUUCAGCCAAUGUCCCUGAAAAUACUCCAGAGAAUACAAGCAUUAUGGAAAUAACUGCAAAAGAUGGAGAUACAGCUAAUCCUCGACCAGUUUUAUUGACCCUAGAAGGAGAUACUCAACAAUACUUCAAGCUACUACCUGAAAGGCCCAUCGGAAAGGCAACGCUUGUCGCUACUGAUGUCCCUCUUGACAGAGAAAGUGAUAUCGUGAUGCAAAAUGGAGGCAUUUAUACUUUCUAUGUUAAGGCGACAGAACUAAUCAACAAUGAAGUACCAUCAGACUAUACUGUAACAACGGUAACGAUAAUAGUAACAGAUGUUGACGACCAUGUACCUAAAUUUAACAAAGCUGUCUUUGAUGUAUCGAUACCUGAAAAUAUCGAAAAAGGUAGCCCUAUACCUGGUUUAUCGAUAUAUGUAGAGGAUUAUGAUAUCGGGUCAAAUAGUAAAUAUAGUUUAAGUCUUCGUAAUGUAUAUAAUGCUGAAGGCGUAUUUGCUAUUAGUACUGACCAUGGUGAAGGUAGAACUCCUAUAAGUAUAAAAGUAAAGGACUCUACAAAAUUAGAUUACGACGUGGACGAGGAAGAGAAACGAUUAUUUAGUUUUGAUAUAGUUACUUCCAAAAAUAACCAAGAACUCUCAUCAGCACGCGUUAAUAUAAAAUUACUUGAUAUGAAUGAUAACACACCUUUAUUUCAAGAAUCCAUUUACAAAUUUAAUAUAUUAGAAAAUGCAACUAUUGGAACAAAAAUUGGAGAUGUGUUUGCAACGGAUAAAGAUUAUGGCAUAUUUGGUGAAAUUGAAUAUACCUUGACUGGAUUUGGAUCGAAUAUGUUCAAGACUGACAAAAACAAAGGUGGUGUAUAUGUAAAACAAAUUCUUGACUACGAAAAACAAAAAAGUUACAGUUUAACACUUUUUGCUAAAGACGGAGGAGGUAAAGGCUCCACAGUUAGUGUUUUUGUUGAAGUUCUUGAUGUAAACGACAAUGCACCGAUGUUUGAAGCAGGAGAGUAUAGUAGAACUAUCAGAGAUGGGGCGACUAGCUUUGAACCUCAAUUUGUUGUCCGGGCAACUGAUGCAGACGGACCUACACAAGGAGACGGCCAAAUAAAAUAUUCCUUGGAGUCAGACAACAGUAUAAGUCACAAAGGCAAUAUAUUUACAAUAGAUGAAGAUACGGGAGAAAUUAAUAUAGUUGAGAAAGUAGAUAGUAUGGACACACCUCGAGGUCAAUAUGAACUUGUUGUAAGGGCUACAGACUAUGGCGUUCCACCUCUACAUAAUGAAACUCGAGUUUUUAUUAGAGUAGGAGUUCCAGGAAAUCAAAGACCUACUUUUAAAGGAAACUACCACCACUAUAAGUAUACAGUUUCUCAAAAUAGUCCUGAAACAACAGAUGAUUUCACAUUUAAUUUGAACCCCAUGAAUUAUAAAGCAAGCAUUCGGGAAGAUGCCAAACCAGGACAAAAUGUUACCACAGUCACAGCUAAUGAUCCAGACGGAUUGGAUGAUUUACUUACAUAUAAUAUCGUUUCUGGUUCUAAAGAUAAUUUUGUUAUCAAUGAAAAGACAGGUUUAAUAACAAUAUCUAAUGAUGCAAACUUAGAUCGCGAUGUGAAUCCAGAUCGAUACGACAUUAUUGUAUCUGCAGUAGAUAGUGGAAUGCCCAUACCAGAAACUGCUACUACGACUGUAUUUGUUACAAUACAAGACGUUAAUGACAAACCACCUAAAUUUAAUAUGUCUGAGGCCACUACCUAUAUUUCUGAAAAAACGAAAAUUGGCAAUUUAGUGACCAAAAUUGUUGCCUACGAUACGGAUAUGAAUGCAAAAUUGCGAUAUAGCCUAAUAGAACCAAUAAAAGCACUAUCUAAAGCCGGUGUUCAAUUGACACCUGGCUCUCAUUAUGACUAUCAACAUCUUUUUCGUAUAAAUGAAGAGUCGGGAGAAAUAUAUGUGAAUGGAACUCUAGAUUAUAGUCAAGCUUCUAUAGUUAUAUUGACGAUUAAAGUUGUAGAUGAUAAUGCAGAAUUAAAUAAAGAAAAGCAAUUUGAUAUAACUGAACAUACUAUUUAUAUAAAACCAUACGCUGACAAAAAUCCUCAGUUUACUAAUGCUGGAUGGACCAGUUCACAUCCCAUAAUAUAUCAUAAGAUUAAAGAAGAGCAACCGAUAGGCAGUACUAUUAUUGUUUUAACAGCCGAAGACCCUAUAUCAGGACAUUUGAUUUCAAAUUUUAAGGUUAUUAAUUCAGAAACAGAUCUUCUUCAAGUAGAUCCACUAAGCGGUCAAGUAGUUUUAACCAAACACCUUGAUUAUGAAGAUCUGAACAAUCCAAAUCUUACACUAACGGUCAAAGCCGCGAGCAAUGAUGGCAGUAAAUAUAGCACAGCUAAAAUAAUUAUUGAAGUUACGAACAUAAAUGAUAAUCCACCGAUAUUUGAGAAAGAGCUAUACAAAGUAAGCGUGCUAGAGUCUGUCAAGUAUCCCGACAUAAUUGUAACAGUCAAAGCAUAUGAUGCAGAUGCUGUGCUAAGCGAGGAAGACAAGCUGAAUGGCUACUCUGAUAUUCGAUAUACGUUAAGGGGUGAGAAUACAGAACUCUUCAAGAUUGAUAAUGUUACUGGUGCAAUACAGGUUGCUGAAAAUAAAACUCUAGACAGAGAACGACAAUCGGUACUAAGGCUUGAAAUAGAAGCUUCUGAUAUUCCAAAAGGUGGAGCAAACAGGUUGAAAAGCACUGCUUCUAUCCUCAUUGAUGUUUUAGAUGUUGACGACAAUUCACCUGAAUUUGAGAAAAAGGUUUACACAGCCGUAGUUCCAGAAAAUGUACCAAUAGGCAUAAGUGUCAUAAAUGUAACUGCAACGGAUCCCGAUGAAGGCUUAGGUGGAGAAAUUAAGUAUGAAUUUUUGGAUGAAGGAGAAGCAAAUGGUUUUUUUACUAUUGAUCCUAAAACUGGUGAAGUUAAAACUCAUAAAGACCUUACUGGCAGAGGCCGUACAGAUCCUUAUAGAUUGCCAGUUGGAGCAAUCGAUGGUGGUGGACAUGCAGGAGAUACCUCAUUAUCUUUGUACAUUGGAGACGUUAGCGCCAAUGAUGGUGUUCCCAGAUUUAUUAGACCAGCUGCGGGAGAAGUACUUAGCAUUAGCGAAAACGCAACGAUUGGAUCACCCGUUUUCCAAGUUGUAGCUAGUGAUCCAGACGACCCAACCCAGCCUUCCGGACAACUUUAUUACUCCAUACAACCAAGUAACACUGAUGCUAAAAGUUUUGCCAUAGAUUCUCGUUCGGGCCUAAUAACAACACGUCAAUCGUUGGAUCGUGAACGCAAAGAUUCAUAUACUCUAGUACUUUUGGUGACGGAUAGAGGACAACCACCGCAACAAAGUACCAGAAUUGUGACAGUCAUGGUAAAUGAUGUAGACGAUCACAAGCCGCAUUUCAAUAGAAACUUGGAUGAUCCUCCGUUACUUAUGACAAUUAAAGAAGAAGUCCCAGUUGGCACUGUUAUUGGUGAGUUUGAAGCUAUUGACGAAGACAUUGGAGAAAAUGCAGAAAUAGAUUAUGCAAUUACUGCUGGAAACGAUAAUGCUUUGUUGAAGUUGGAAAGGACGAAUAGUAGCCAAGCUUUAAUAAUUGCUGCAGGCAGACUUGAUAGAGAAAUGAUUUCUAGACUGCUGAUAACUGUGAAGUGUUUUAAAUAUGGUACAAACCCUAAACUGAACCAAGCUUAUAACAGGCUGGAUCCUUCAGAAAUACAAGUUCUAGUCAAAAUCCUUGAUAUCGACGACCAUCUUCCACAAUUUGAAAACGUUAAUAUGACAGUAGGGGUCAGACUCAAUGUUCCUGUAGAUGCUCUCAUAGCUACAGUUAAAGCAACCGAUAAAGAUCCUGAUGCUAAACCUAUUAAUUAUAGCACUGUUAAUAUAACUUUCGAAUCUCCUAUAAAGGGUAAAUCUUUAAGUAAUAUAACUGAUGUUAUUGCAUUAAAUAAUAUGACGGGCGAUUUGAAAAUUAUGAGAAAUUUGAUUCAUUAUGCUGAUGGAACGUUUAGGUUGGUUGUACGGGCAAAUAAUUCAAUGGACCCUGAGCGAUUUAAAGAUAUUUUAGUUGAGGUUGUGGUAGUAAGAGAACGAGAUCUUCUACGUCUAGUCAUACCGGGUGGUACCAGGCAGAAGUACAAUGAACUUCGAGAUAGGAUGUCAGAAGCACUUGUCCAGCGCGGUGUUAGGAUGCAACUACAUGAUGCUAAUACAGCGUUCUUUACUAAUCCUGGCCCGUGCUUCCAGUUCAGAAAGAUAGAAUCCGGCGAAGCUUUAACACCAAAGGCAAUGAAGGCCACCAUACGAGCCUUGGGAAUAGAAUUUCAAGGCAUUUUAGAAAAAUUCAAUGUACACAAUAUAACUAGUUGUGGAGUAUCGAGAACGAAGCACACGCCUGCUCAGCAUGCAUUGCUGGCUUUGGCUGGCGUGUUACCAUUCGCGGCCUUCAUAGCCACGCUAGUAUUGUGCUGUAUGCACUCUAACGCCAAAAGAAGAACUCGCGAAGCGCUUCUAAUUACGAGGGAGCCUCCACCCGUAGCUGCCAGCAGUAUAUCAGUGCCAACAAGGCUAUAUGUAGAACCUUUAUAUACUACGUGA